AUGGAAGAGCAGCAAAUCAAAAGAAAAAAGAAAUUUCCAGAAAAUAUUCGAAUUCUAGUUCUAUCAUCAAAUAAUUCGCAUCACUUAAUUUCCAACUUAUCUCGCAUCGACUCUCAAAUUAUAAAACUUCGAAAUUCAACCUAUAAUCCUGUUAUUUUUCCCACUUUUGAGCAACUUUUAGAUGCUCCAAGUCUUCUGAAUUUGGCUGAGAAAUUGAAGGUUUGUGAAUUUUUACGUCAGCUUCAAAUUAAAAGUUUUCAGCCGAUGCCAAAUUGGCCUCUGGCAUUUCAAAAAUUCAGGGAAGAACAAGUGAAACUGAAUGAAAUAAGUUUAAAACUUUCAAAUCAAAGUACUUUAAAUCAUUCAUUGAAUUCGUGAGUUUUUUUCAAAUUUGUGACUAUAAGUUCUACUCCAACAUCUACAUAAUAUUUUCUUACAGGAAACACUGGGUGAAGUUCGAUAUAAUGAUGUCAAUUGAGUAUUUGAAAACAUUUGAUUUUUUUCCGAUCUCUGAAAUUUUGUGAUCGAAUAAUUCUAGCAAAACAUGUUGCAAUUAUCAGUCAAACAAUGACAUUUGCAUUUACUUCGAUUCAGUAUAGAUCAGACUGUUUCAGAACUCCUGAUGGAUGUUUUCUAGAUUCAAAAAACAUGUAAGCUCUUUUUUUUUGAAACUUUUCCGUGAGUUUUAUUUUCAGAAUUGAUUUGCUGAACACGUUAACUGGCAAAAAUGUUGGGUAA
Caenorhabditis angaria is the source of this 738-nucleotide messenger RNA. The record is from the annotation of a GenBank genome assembly. NCBI's taxonomy places the organism in Eukaryota, Metazoa, Nematoda, Chromadorea, Rhabditida, Rhabditidae.